This is a messenger RNA of Strongyloides ratti, 963 nucleotides long. RefSeq names its product Syndecan. The transcript has 2 exons. The record is from RefSeq and is a predicted model, not a curated record. Gene Ontology annotation, cellular component: cell surface; membrane. The coding region runs from base 1 to 963 and encodes 320 amino acids. NCBI's taxonomy places the organism in Eukaryota, Metazoa, Nematoda, Chromadorea, Rhabditida, Strongyloididae. Gene Ontology annotation, biological process: cell migration.
AUGAAUAAAUAUUUCUUUCUUAUAAUUCUUCUUUUAAUAACAGUGUUAUCUGUAUUUGGAGAAAUAAAAAAUGAAAACGGGUUAAAUAAAAAAGCUGCGCUUUCAGGUAAAUAUAAUGAUAUAGAAAUUGAAGGAUCAGGAAAAGAUACCUAUAAUAAUAAUGUAAAUGAUAAAAAAAUAGGACCAAAUAUUGAUAUGGAAGUUGAGUCAUCUGCUAUUUCUACUGAUGAUGAGGAUGGUGAUGUUGUUGAGGAAGGUUCAGGUUAUGUUCCACCACAAGAAACUAAUAAAAAAGUAUCAAUUUCUUCUGUUCCCAUUACUCAUGAUGAGGAAGACAUUAGAAAUACAAGUAAAAAUAUUGAUUCAUUUAUUACAUCAUCAACACACAUUCCUGUAAUAAUAACAACAUCUCAACAAUCAAGUAUUAAAGAUAUUCAUGUUGAAGAAUCGACUAAAAAAGUUGAUACAACAACUGAGAAAUUACCUAAAGAUAUUAUUCAUGAAAUUCAUCCAGAUGAUAAUGAUGACAAUGACAUGGAUGACAGUGACGAUGACGAUGAUACAGAAGAUGACAUAAAAAUUGAAAAUAUUCUUGUUGAAGAUCCUAUUCAAGAAAUAUCAACUAAACCAACCACAACAACAACAUCUGUUGUUACAGAAAAGCCAUAUGUCAAAACAUCGGGAACUUCAAGACCAGAUAUUAAAACAACGAAGACACCAGUUAUUUACGAUGAUAUUGAACAAUUCUUUGCUUCUAUACAUAUUCUUACAAAACCAGGAUUCUUAGCAGUAAUUGUUGGUGGUUUAGUAAUUGGAAUCCUUGUUGUUAUUCUAUUCAUAAUGUUUAUUAUAUAUCGUAUGCGUAAAAAAGACGAGGGAAGUUAUGCAUUAGAUGAACCAUCACAACCGCCACAUUAUUCAUAUGCUUAUCAAAAGGCUCCAACAAAAGAAUUUUAUGCUUAA